Symbiodinium natans is the source of this 978-nucleotide messenger RNA. The record is from the annotation of a GenBank genome assembly. Lineage: Eukaryota; Dinophyceae; Suessiales; Symbiodiniaceae.
AUGACGGAAUUGGUGUCAUCCCUGGCUUUGGGGAGUGCGUGCGACUUGGCACGCAGUCGCAAACGGGGACAUGUGACACGCAGGUUGCACUUCAGAUUAUUGGCAGCUUCGAGCCUUUUAAGUGCUGCCAGCUUGACGGUGCUAGCGUUCCUGUCGCCAAGCUUGCCUUCCCAGGGCAGAACAGCUGCGCGGUUUUGUGGCCAACGACAAGUCCAGCCACAGCUGUCCACUCCUUUAGCCGCUGCUUCGACCCUCAGCUGGUCGACGCCCAGCAGCAGUUGGUCGGCUGAACGGCUCAGUCCCCGAGAAUGGCAGCGCAUGUAUCGAACGCUGGGUCUCUCCCAGGAUGCCACGAAGGCUCAGGUCUCAAAGGCAGCCUCACGAUUACGGAAGAAGUACUCCAAAGAUGAGGCGUCCCUGCAGCGUGUCGAAGCUGCGAACCUUUGGAUAAUGACAAGGAUUCUGUCAGAGAAGGAGGAAGCCCUGCGGGCCAAGCAGGCUGCAAAUCGUCUCCGAGAGCUUGGAGAUUCUCCGCGCAGGCUCUUCCACAAGUAUGUGGCUGGCUACGUGCCGCCUGGCGUGCGGCAGAUGAUCGAGCCGCCGACUACCAAACAUUUCCGAUGGGCGAGUGGCCUCUUGGGCGCAUUCGCACUUUUCGGCCUCUGCGUACCCACGCAGGCGACCAACUUCAUUGGCCUGGCCGCGGCGUCAGCCAUGGGCCUCGUUUACCAGCGCAAUCGCCCGGAACCGGUGAAAGACGACAUGGGCAACGUCGGCGCAGUGCAGAAGCCGAAUGUCAAGGAGAUGGGUGCAUCAAUCGCACUUGUAGUCAUCGGGGCGAUUCUCAGCGCUGGACUGUCCCUGAUCAUCUCCUUCUCCUUGCAGACGGACUUUCAGGCGUACUUCUGCACCACUACGUGCUUCGUGCUAUGGCUGAUUGCGCUCUUUUUCAAGGUCUACCAGUGCUUCGAUGCGUGA